Chaetura pelagica (chimney swift) is the source of this 357-nucleotide messenger RNA. It is a transcript of the gene RPS21, whose product is annotated as ribosomal protein S21. Gene Ontology annotation, molecular function: structural constituent of ribosome. NCBI's taxonomy places the organism in Eukaryota, Metazoa, Chordata, Aves, Apodiformes, Apodidae. The record is from RefSeq and is a predicted model, not a curated record. Gene Ontology annotation, cellular component: ribosome; cytosolic small ribosomal subunit. Gene Ontology annotation, biological process: endonucleolytic cleavage in ITS1 to separate SSU-rRNA from 5.8S rRNA and LSU-rRNA from tricistronic rRNA transcript (SSU-rRNA, 5.8S rRNA, LSU-rRNA); translation; endonucleolytic cleavage to generate mature 3'-end of SSU-rRNA from (SSU-rRNA, 5.8S rRNA, LSU-rRNA).
AUGCAGAACGACGCCGGAGAGUUCGUGGACCUUUACGUCCCUCGGAAAUGCUCUGCCAGCAACCGAAUCAUUGGUGCUAAGGAUCAUGCUUCUAUUCAGAUCAACAUUUCUGAGGUUGACAAAGUAACAGGCAGAGUAAAUGGCCAGUACAAAACCUACGCCAUUUGUGGGCCAAUCCGUAGAAUGGGGGAAUCAGAUGACUCCAUUCUGCGUCUGGCAAAAAGAUGGAAUUGUCUCCAAGAACUUCUAACUGAAGAAACUCCAGGAUGGAACAUCUGUUGGCAUCGAAGUUCUGAGAAGAACCUUGAUCCACCUCUUGAUGCAUACCCAAAGGGAAUGAAGCCACUGGGACCCUGA